Messenger RNA from Ceratitis capitata (Mediterranean fruit fly), 1897 nucleotides. It is a transcript of the gene Gr8a, whose product is annotated as gustatory receptor 8a. Gene Ontology annotation, cellular component: membrane. The record is from RefSeq and is a predicted model, not a curated record. NCBI's taxonomy places the organism in Eukaryota, Metazoa, Arthropoda, Insecta, Diptera, Tephritidae. Bases 98 to 1402 code for a protein of 434 amino acids. The transcript is spliced from 4 exons. Gene Ontology annotation, biological process: sensory perception of taste.
CGACAUCCUACGUUUAAUUGACAAACUGCGCGUACUCGUACUUGUUCGUAUGCGACUUGCCACUACACCACGCCGCAGUUAGGAGCAUUGCCUCACAAUGUCCAUACAAGUUCCAUCCGUUCUGCGUUUUCAUAUACGUUUCUUUCAAGUAAUCGGUUGUUUCGAUGCCUCGCUGAGCACACAACCAACGCAACAGCGGAUCGUCGAACAACGUCUGGUGGUUUGGACAUUUCUGCUGUUGCUCAUUUUCAGCAUGACAACUGUGAAUACCAUUUUAUGUCCCGAUGCAUUCCUCUUCACCGGCAAUCGUUUCGGCUAUUUCAACGAUAUGCUGAAAGUGUGCAUUGCACAAAUAACGGUGUUCAUCAUCUACACGGAAACGGUGUUGGGUCGCUAUGCGCUGCGCAACUUUUGGCAACUUUACGCGUUGUUAAAUCAAAAAGCAGAAGUAGCAGAGAAGUUAACAACACCUAAACCUCAUUGGCCGCUGCAGUUGUGUACAUAUCGUCGAUUUUUAUGUAUUUUCUAUGGCAUUACAAUAUUUGACAUAAUAAUCGAGAUAUUAUUUCAUGCCAUGCGUCCGGCUGGAGAGGAUACCAUGAUUGUGAUGAGAUUCUGGUUUAUGUUUACACCAUAUGUGUAUAUGGCCCACUGGCGGAAUAUGCAGAUCAUACUGCAUAUCGAUGUUAUACGACACGAACUCGAAAAGCUACGCAACGACAUUGCACUGCUGGCCGAGUACACGCGAUUUGCACGUCGUGUGGUGCCUUUUGUGGGUUUCGAGAGUUUCGUACGUCAAAAGUUGGCCGAAAAACAGUUGGUGUUCCAGCAUAUCUACGAAAUGCUCUAUUUUUUUCAGCGCGCCUUCAGUGUGUCCACCAUGGCCGUGCUGCUGAUGAUCUAUGUGCGUGUGGUCGUCGACACCUACUUUAUGUUCUUCAACGAUGCAGUCGGUUGGCGAUUUUUGGAAAAUCUGCUAAUGCUGCCCGCCUACUUGGAGAUCCCAUCGCUUUUGCUUACAUCACAAAAGUGCAUGAAUGAGGUCAAAUUCAUAGCAUUUGAGCUGCAUAAUAUACGGAGCUCCGUGGAUAACUCACUUAUAUCGAUUCAGAUACAAAAUUUCUCACUACAAAUUUUACAUCAGAAAAUACGUAUUGAUGGCUUGGGUAUAUCGGCUUUGGAUGGUAAAAUGUUAGUUAGUGUAAGUCUAAGCUACAAAAAAUAUACCAAAAAGCACAUGCUAAAAUACAUACAAAUACUCACAAUAUGCAACUUAAGAAUAGAAAAAAAAAAAUAUAUAUAUAUAUAUUUAUAUAUGUGUAUAUUCAAAACGAUUUUUUACCAAAACCAUUAUUUAUCGAAUGUAUGUGUUUUGCAUUUUCAUAAUCUAGUACAUAAUUAAUUAUUAUUUAUAGGCACAUAAAUUUUUAAAUUACAGAUUUUGGGUUCGAUUACAACGUACAUGGUGUUCUUUAUACAAUUUAUGCCGAAAUUUAAAAAUUUAUAAAUUCAACGAAAUGCAUACACACAUGCAUAUGUAUGUAUGUAUACAUAUAUGUAAGUCAAUCAGCUGGAGAAGGAAACAUGAACUUAACAUCUUAUUUACAUGGAUAUUUUACGGUGCAAAUUUCAAAUACUACGACAUUUGCAAAUCUUAAUUUAAAUUUUACUUAAAAUAACGACAAAUUAUUACAUACUUUUUUUCCACUACAUACUAAUACGAAAAGUACACGAUUAAACGCCUUAAUUAUAGUAUGUAUGUAUAUAUAAAGGUAUAAAGUUUCGAUAUAUGUAUGGGUAGAAGAAGCAUUUGCGUGUGUUUCAAAAGCUAUAUAUAUGUACGAGCAUAUAUAUAAAAUAAAAUACAAAGAAAAGCGAAUUUUUGAAAACACUAAAU